CGCAGAUAACGAGGGACCAUCGAUAAUUCUCGAUUUAGACAAAAAAGAGAGCAAGCAUGGCUCAACCCACCGCCACGCCUCUCAAUAUGUCUCUCGAGGAGAAACUCGACAAGAUUCGCAUGCCCAAGCUGCAGAAUCAGCAACAGACCGGCGUUGUGCUCAAGGCAGUCGAGGACACCCUCAGAGACCAGAAAACCGAUUUCACACCAACCGGCUACUUCGCCGCUCUCCUAGCCCUCCUACCCCAGGCCAUCACCUCCAGCGGCGUCGUCAACAAGGAAUUGGCCACCUCCGUCGUCUAUCUUCUCGAUGUCGUAACGCCCUUCGCGCCAGAGCCUCUCCUGCGCUCAAAAUUCUUGCAAAUCCUCACAAACAUUGCGCCAGCCCUCUCAUUACCCGAAGCCGAUGCGCCGCUCCUCAGACCCUCGAUUGGAUGCCUCGAGUCCCUUCUCCUGGCCCAGGAUGCCUCGGCGUGGGAGCUUUCUCAGACACAAAUCGGACCCCGCCGCGCUAUCGCUGGUCUCUUACAAUUAGCCGUUGACCACCGCCCAAAGAUCAGAAAGAAGGCCCAGGAUGCGAUUACGAAGGUGCUGAGGAACCCGCCACCAAGCCCUUCCAGCGAUCACCCCGCAGCGGAUAUGUGCGCUGAGACGGCGCUGAAGAGCAUGUCUGAUUUGGCAGCGAAAGCUAGCCAAGCAAAGAAGCAGAGGAAGGGACAAGCCGACGCUGAACAUGAGCCGGCUCUUAUCCAUUCGCUGCAUUUGGUCAAGACAGUCGCAGCGGCUUCUGGAGGAUGGCCUAGCAAGAAGAUUGAGGCGCUUUGCGAAGUCCUCCUCAAUAUCUCCAAGUCUAGCAACGAGUACAUGACCAUGGCUGCGUUUGAGGUUUUCGAGAUUAUCUUCCAGGGAAUGGCCGAGGACGAGGUUGCCUCUGCGAAACUCCCAAGACUCUUAGAGGUCAUUUCCGAGCUGCGACCAUCGCAGAACGACUCCCAGCUUCUCCCACCAUGGAUUGCUGUUAUUUCCAGAGGAUACGACGUCAGCGCUCAAAUUAACCCCGACGAGACCUUUCAGCAGCUGCCUGAGUUAUUCACCAUGAUUUCGGGCUUCAUGGCUUCCGCAUCACACAAUAUCCGGAUUUCCGCAUCGGAGUGCUUAAUGUCCUUCAUGGCGAACUGCGUACCCGAUACCAUUCUCCUUGAGCCGUCCAUUUACGACGAGAAAGUCCUGGAGAAGCUGUCAAAGGCAGCAAUCGACUUACUCAGCCUUAAAUACCAAACAGCAUGGAUGGAGUCUUUCAACGUCUUUGGCGCCAUGUUUGACAGCUUGAGAUGGCGCUCUGACCCCAUCCUGAGAGAGGUGGUCAAGACUGUUGGCGAUCUUCGUGGCAACAACUCCUUCUCCGGAAAGAAGGAAGCCGACGAGGUUCUUGGCAAGGCGAUCCGUGCUAUGGGCCCCGAGGCCGUUCUGUCCAUCUUGCCGCUCAACCUGGCAAAGCCAGUCCCUGGCCAGCCCGGAAGAGCUUGGAUGUUCCCUAUCCUCAGAGACUUUGUUAGCAACACCAAGCUCCAGCACUUCAGAGAUGAGCUCUUGCCAUUGAGCGAGGUCAUGUUCCAGAGGGUGUUGGAUAACGGUGAUGCCGAGAGGACUAUGGAGAUUAAGAUUUUCGAUACCUUGGUGAAGCAGAUCUGGGCUACCCUGCCUGGCUACUGUGACCUGCCAUUGGAUCUGACCGAGGCCAUGGAUCAAAAGUUCGCUGAGAUCCUGUCUACUCUUCUUUACACUCAAGUGGACCUCCGAUCUGAUGUCUGCAAAGCACUGCAGACAUUGGUCGAGUCGAACCAGGUUAUUGCCGCAAUUGAGGAGGAAGAUGACUUGGUUCUCCAGUCCCGAGUCUCCAAGGCCGUGGCACAGAAGAACCUUGAGCACCUGUCUGGCUUUGCCGGCAACAUGCUCGCUGUUCUCUUCAACGUCUACAGUCAGACGCUGCCACAGUUCAGAGGAUACAUCCUCAAGUGUAUCAAUGCCUAUCUUAGCAUUACCCCACCUGCCGAGCUGAUGGAGACAUUCCAGCGUGUUACCACUGCGCUCGAAGGUUCCCUCGCCGAGAGUGUUGCAAAGACCCAAGCUGAGAAGCAGAAGCAAAAGCAGCAAAACAACGAAGACAAGAUGCCCCAGACAAGCCACACUCUUAUGGAUCUUGUUAUCACCAUCUCUGUAUACCUUCCUCGCGAGAGCUUCAUCACCCUUUUCAACAUUUCCUCCCUCAUUAUCGUUAAGGACGAUGACCCGCAACUCCAAAAGAAGGCAUACAAGCUCAUCCCAAGGCUCGCCGAGUCGGAAACCGGCAAGGCCGCCCUCCAAGAGCGCAGCGCUGAGCUGCAACAGCUCCUACUAAGCAGCUCCGAGAAGGUUUCCCCACCAGCGAAACGUGACCGCCUCACAGCCAUCACAACACUCAUCCCCUUCCUCCCCACCGACUCCCUCCACUUCAUCCCCUCCAUCCUCUCCGAAGUCGUCAUCUCCUGCAAAGAGACCAACGAGCGCGCGCGCACUGCCGCCUUUGACCUCCUAAUCCUCAUGGGCGAGAAGAUCGUCUCCUCCUCCGGCGCCACCAUCCACAACAGCAAAGUCGCGCACAUGCCCGACGACGCCCCCUCUGCCACCGCCAACCUCGAAGAGUACUUCACCAUGGUCAGCGCCGGCCUCGCGGGUAGCACACCACACAUGGUCUCCGCCUCCAUCACCGCGCUCACCCGCAUCCUGUACCACUUCCGCGAGCAGCUCAGCGCAGAGACCCUCACCGAUCUCGUCCAGACAAUGGACCUCUUCCUCACCUCCAACAACCGCGAGAUUGUGCGCAGCGUCCUCGGUUUCGUAAAGGUCUGCGUCAUCAGCUUGCCGCUCGCGCUCAUGACGCCCCGCCUCGAGACUCUGAUCCCCAACCUCAUGGUCUGGAGCCACGAGCACAAGGCCCAGUUCAAAGCCAAGGUGAAGCACAUCCUCGAGCGCAUGAUGCGCCGCUUCGGCGUCGACGUCGUCACCAAGUUCUGUCCCGAGGAGGACCGCAAGCUCAUCGCCAACAUCCGCAAGACGAAGGAGCGGAACAAGAGGCAUAAGGAUGCUGCUAAGGCGGCUGGCGAGGACGAUGACGAGGAUAAGCAGCAGCGCAAGGGCAGGUUCGAGAGCGAGUACGAUGAGGCGCUGCAGGAUAGCGAUAGUGAGGGCUCGGAUGUCUCGGAUAAUGAGGUGCUUGGUAAGAGCAGCAAGAAGCGUCGUGCUGAGGAGAAGGGCGGGAAGAGCUAUAUCGUUGAGGAUGAGGAGGAGCCGCUUGAUCUGCUGGAUCGUAGGGCGCUGGCGAAUAUCUCUAGCACGAAGCCUUUGAGGCAGCGCGCUGCGGCUGGGAGGAAGGCUGCGAAGACGGAUUUGGAUGGGAAGUUGGUCUUUGGAGAGGAUAGUGAUGAGGAUGAUAAGAUGGUCAUUGAUACUGGUGAUAAGGAUGAGGAGGGUGGAGUUGGAGCGUAUGUCAACGCUCUUAAGGGCAGAGAUGCCGCGCAGAGGGGUAGAGGUGGAAAGCUGAAGUUCAGCAAUAAGAGGGAUAAGAAUGACGAUGAAAUGGACGUUGACGAUGAAGAUAUCCAGCAGGUGAAGAAGCAGAUUGGCGGUGACCGCAGGGAUUCAAGGGGAGGUGGCCGAGGCCGCGGCGGAGACCGUGGUGGACGUGGUAGUGGACGCGGAGGAUUCCCACAGAGGAGAGGCCUUGGAGAGGAGAAGAGGAGCGGGCCUUCUGGUGAUGGUGGACGGGUUAUGAAGAGCCCCAGGGGAAGGGGCGGCCGUGGUGGUGGCAGAGGUGGAAGGAGAUAGGUGUAGAUGAUGACGGUGCUUUUAGUUAUGCUGGGAAAAAUAUCAAGGGUUCUUAUGAUGCUUAUAUGUAGAAAUUAUCUAUAUUUUAAAUUGAUCGAACUCAAUG
Messenger RNA from Pseudogymnoascus verrucosus, 3969 nucleotides. RefSeq lists its product as uncharacterized. The transcript is spliced from 2 exons. The record is from RefSeq and is a predicted model, not a curated record. NCBI's taxonomy places the organism in Eukaryota, Fungi, Ascomycota, Leotiomycetes, Thelebolales, Thelebolaceae. The coding region runs from base 57 to 3863 and encodes 1268 amino acids.